Oncorhynchus gorbuscha (pink salmon) is the source of this 2633-nucleotide messenger RNA. Its product is annotated as chondroitin sulfate N-acetylgalactosaminyltransferase 2-like. The transcript has 9 exons. Gene Ontology annotation, cellular component: Golgi cisterna membrane. Lineage: Eukaryota; Metazoa; Chordata; Actinopteri; Salmoniformes; Salmonidae. Gene Ontology annotation, molecular function: glucuronosyl-N-acetylgalactosaminyl-proteoglycan 4-beta-N-acetylgalactosaminyltransferase activity. The coding region runs from base 277 to 1896 and encodes 539 amino acids. The record is from RefSeq and is a predicted model, not a curated record.
UUUGAAGUAGCUACAGAAACGCCUUGGCCGCCCGGAAGUAUAGUUUUUUCGAUCAGUCCACUUUCCUCUGUGGCGUUUUUUAGCAUCCCUUUUGAUGUUAAUGCGUUUUAUACCUUGAAAGGAGGUCUGACUAUAUGAGUUCUAAAUACACACUGAUGGAAGGAAUGAAAAUGGAUACCACUCACAAUGUAACUCCCCAUCAAACAAGACACACGAGAUUUCCCUGACGUUGAAGGGGAAUGCAGACUUGUCACCCAUAGACUGCAUGCGAGUGUGAUGCCCAGGCGAAGCUUGCCGCUGCAGGGCCGGAUGCGCUGGAUGCUCCUGGGGCUCUUCCUGUUGCUGGUCCUCCUCCUCUUUGCUUACCUGCUGGAGUGCACUCCCCCAGCUGAUGUUAGCCUGGUCCUGCCUGGCCUGGGAGGGGAGUCCCAUGGAAAGGAGUACUACCAGGCACUGCUGCAAGAGCAGGAGGAGCGGUACCUCAGCCGCUCCGCCAGCCUCAAGCGGCAGAUCGCCCAACUCAAGCAGGAGCUCCAGGAGAUGAGUGAGAAACUCAAGGUCCUGCAGGACAGAAAGGAAGGUCCCGGGGUCCAGGGGCUUGUUGAAACCAAGGACCAGGAGCCUGGGGAUCUUCUCGAAUUCCUCCACUCCCAGAUCGACAAAGCCGAGGUGAACACGGGAGCACGAUUGCCCAGCGAGUACGCCCUGGUCCCCUUCGAGAGCUUCACCUCUAGUAAGGUGUAUCAGCUGGAGAUGGGGCUGACCAGGCACCCAGAGGAGAAGCCUGUGCGGAAGGACCGCAGGGAUGAGCUGGUGGAGGUCAUUGAGGCAGCCCUGGACGUCAUAAACAACCCAGAUGAGGAGGAUGGCCAGGAGGAUGAUUUGCCCAUGCAGAGGCAGACCUACACCGAGAGCCACUUUAUUGAGGGGCUGUACAGAACAGAACGGGACAAGGGCACACUCUACGAGCUAUUCUUUGCAAAAGAGGACUCCGACAACUUCCGCCAUGUCACUCUUUUCCGUCCUUUCGGUCCUUUAAUGAAAGUCAGAAGCACGUCUGUAGAAACAACUGGAGUCAUCAUUAAUAUCAUUGUGCCGUUGGCAGGCAGAACAGAGGCAUUCUCACAGUUCCUACACAACUUCAGGGAAGUGUGCAUAGAACACGAUAGGCGAGUGCAUCUUACAGUGGUCUACUUUGGACAAGAGGGCUUACAAGAGGUGAAGUCUUACUUGGAAAAAAUGUCCAGGGAGGCAAGCUUUUCCAACUACACACUUAUCCCAGUGGACGAGGAGUUUUCCAGAGGCAGGGGUCUGGACAUCGGUGCCCAUGCCUGGAAGAAGGGUGACGUAUUGAUGUUCUUCUGUGAUGUGGAUAUCUACUUCACACUGGACUAUCUCAACACCUGCCGUCUUCACACCGCUCCAAACAAGAGAGUCUUUUAUCCGGUGGUUUUCAGUUUGUAUAAUCCUGCCAUAGUCUAUGGAAAUCUGGAGCUGGCUCCCCCCAUUGAAAGUCAACUUAUUCACAAGAAAGAUGCUGGAUUCUGGAGAGAUUUUGGCUUUGGAAUGACAUGUCAGUACCGCUCGGACUUCCUCAAUAUAGGAGGUUUUGACCUGGAAGUGAAAGGUUGGGGUGUGGAAGAUGUCCACUUAUACAGGAAGUACCUGCGGAGCGACCUGAUUGUGACGCGUACGCCGGUAUCUGGCCUCUUCCACCUGUGGCACGAGAAGCAGUGUGCAGACGAGCUGACUCCAGAACAGUAUCGCAUGUGCAUCCAGUCCAAAGCCAUGAACGAGGCUUCCCAUUCCCACCUGGGCAUGCUGGUGUUCCGCGAGGAGAUUGAGAAUCACCUCCGCAAGCAGGCCUACAAGACCCAGAGCAAUACUGAAAACUGAAUGGCUUUUUGUUAGGUGGCCAUCUUGGGUACUCUAAAUCAGAACUCCUCGCAUUUUUAAUUUUUAAAUAUAAAUACAAUAACUGCGGUACACAUGUCGUUACUAACAUGAUUAAAACCAGUUUACACAAAAUAUUGUUACAUUUCACAGCUCAGCUAAAGACACCUAUGAAUGUACAAAAAUGGAUGUUAGUAAAUGUGAAGUGUCAACUUAAACAUUUCAAGAGACUGAGAAUAGCACUACCUGUGUCAGGCUAAUGGAACAUCUUUGAAGCUGGGGAAACUUGCAUAACCUAUCAUUAGCAAGUCAAGGCAAUGUUCUUGCCUGUGAGGUCAAGCAAUCAAUGGACAAAUGUUGUUUUUUAAAAUCGCUACUAUAACCUGUUCUCUCUAUAGCCAUAUUGUUUAAUUUGUGUAAAAAUGUCAAGUUUGGUUUAAAGUUGUACAGUGACUAAAAAAAGGGACCUUUUUAUGUUAGAAUAUGAUUUGUUCAAAGGAACCAUCAGUCAGAGGCAGUGCUCAUCAGCAUCGAAGAUGGUUUAUCCUAUCAGCGUUUAUUUGGAAAUGUACUCAAAUCUACAGAUCGGACUGGAUUGAAGAAGCAAUUGAAACAAAGCUUUGCAAAAAAGCAUGUAGCACAUUCAUAAUUUGCACAAGUGUCAUUCUUAUGACAUUUCUUGAUUUAUUCUCUGAGGAUGAUUCACAGUAUUAUUUCAUUAAAUUGAGCCUUGCAGCCAA